This is a messenger RNA of Colossoma macropomum (tambaqui), 1339 nucleotides long. RefSeq names its product fibroblast growth factor 14 (gene fgf14). The coding region runs from base 13 to 765 and encodes 250 amino acids. Gene Ontology annotation, molecular function: growth factor activity; fibroblast growth factor receptor binding. Gene Ontology annotation, biological process: positive regulation of cell population proliferation; fibroblast growth factor receptor signaling pathway; animal organ morphogenesis. The record is from RefSeq and is a predicted model, not a curated record. Lineage: Eukaryota; Metazoa; Chordata; Actinopteri; Characiformes; Serrasalmidae. The transcript is spliced from 5 exons. Gene Ontology annotation, cellular component: cytoplasm.
GCUUUUGGAGACAUGGCAGCCGCAAUUGCCAGCGGUUUGAUCCGGCAAAAGAGGCAGGCACGGGAGCAGCAUUUAGACAGACCCUCCACGAACAGGAGGAGGAAAAGCCCCAACAAGAACAAAGGUCUUUGCAACGGCAACCUUGUCGACAUCUUCUCCAAAGUGCGAAUCUUCGGCCUCAGGAAGAGGAGGCUACGGAGACAAGAUCCCCAGCUCAAGGGUAUAGUGACCAGGUUAUAUUGCAGGCAGGGAUACUACUUGCAAAUGAACCCAGAUGGAUCUCUUGAUGGGACCAAGGAUGACAGCAGUAAUUCUUCAUUGUUCAAUCUCAUCCCUGUGGGCCUCCGAGUUGUUGCUAUUCAGUCCGUGAAGACAGGGUUAUACAUCGCCAUGAAUGGAGAAGGCCAUCUGUACACAUCAGAACUCUUUACGGCAGAAUGCAAGUUCAAAGAGUCAGUAUUUGAGAACUACUACGUGAUCUACUCGUCCAUGUUGUACAGACAGCAGGAGUCAGGGAGAGCCUGGUUUCUGGGCCUCAAUAAAGAGGGCCAGGCCAUGAAGGGCAACCGUGUGAAGAAAACCAAACCAGCUGCUCACUUCCUGCCCAAGCCAUUAGAAGUUGCGAUGUACCGAGAGCCAUCGUUGCACGACGUUGGGGAGACGGUGCCCAAGGCCGCCGUGCCUCCGAGUAAAAGCACAAGCGAGCCAGCCGUGAUGAAUGGAGGCAAACCGGUCAGCAAGCCCGCUAGCAAGCCCAGCACAUAGCCCAGCCGCGGAGCGACCACGUCAGACCCCCCUGCCCCCAGAGAGAGAGCCAGACUCUCCCUGUCCCGUCUGUGGAUCCGGUCCAGACGAGCCCCUCUCCUUUUCCUCUCCUCCUCUCCUCCUCUCCUCUGACUCUCUCCCUUCACUUGGCAGAUCGAUCGCGGAAGCUGUGGCCAAGAGUAGCGCUGAGGAGGAUCCGACUGGACGAAGCAGCUCAACCCGCACCAUGGAAUGCCCUAUCUGAUACGGAAUGCCUUUCUCCCUCCUGCCCCAAACACAAUAACACCCAUCCUCCUUUCCUGUGACUGUGACAAUCCGUGAAAAGUGAAAAGCUGGAAGAGCAGCCGCAGGUGCACCGUUUGAUGACGUCUCUUUUUUUUCCUUUGAGCCCUAUAACGGCGAUGUCUAUUUCAGAUCUAUUUUCUAUACACAGUGAACACCAGCUAUGCUCUGGAGAAAUCAUUCGCUACAGACUGACUUGAGAAACUGCAAGAAAAACAGGACUGUCGUCCUCUAAUUUUCUUUUUUAUAGAGUCUGUUCCUGUGUCUCCUGCUCUGUCUUGCUUUCUUUCUC